Corylus avellana is the source of this 2769-nucleotide messenger RNA. NCBI's taxonomy places the organism in Eukaryota, Viridiplantae, Streptophyta, Magnoliopsida, Fagales, Betulaceae. The record is from RefSeq and is a predicted model, not a curated record.
AUGGGGGGCAUUGGCAAAACCACCCUUGCUCAGCUUGUAUACAAUGAAUGUAGUGUGAAAAAGCAUUUUGACCUUAAAGCAUGGGUUUGUGUUUCGGAUAAUUUUGACGUGUUAAAGCUAACAAAAACAAUUCUAGAGGAAAUGAGUUCGUCUGCUAAUGAUGAUAGUAAGAAUUUAAAUCAGCUUCAAAAUAAACUCAAGGAGAAGAUGACUGGAAAGAAAUUCCUACUUGUUCUAGACGAUGUUUGGGAGAAGAAUUAUGCCAAAUGGGAGGUCUUAAGUAAUGCUCUUAAAUUUGGAGCACAAGGAAGUAAGGUUAUCGUAACAACAUGUGAUUAUGAGGUUGCGAGAGUCAUGGUCACUGAGGUAAUUCAUUCUAUAAAGGAGUUGUCUGAGGAAGAUUGCUGGUCACUUUUUAAAAAAUAUGCAUUCCGCAAUCUUAACCUUGACGCAUGUCUCGAGCGAGAAGUAAUAGGUAGACAAAUAGUAGAAAAGUGCAAAGGCCUUCCUUUAGCAAUCAAGGCGAUUGGGGCUCUCUUGGGGUCUAAAUUAGAUGUUGAUGAAUGGGAUAGGGUAUUGAGAAGUGAAUUAUGGGAUUUACCAAUUGAGGAAACAGGCAUCCUUCCUGCUCUAGGAUUAAGUUAUAAAUAUCUUUCGCCAUAUCUAAAACGAUGCUUUGCAUACUGCUCCAUAUUUCCAAAGGAUUAUGCUUUCAAAAAAGACAAAUUAAUCUUAUUAUGGAUGGCGGAAGGUUUCUUGCCGCAACCAAAAAAUAAAACAAUGGAAGAGGUUGGUGAUGAUUACUUCUUUGCUCUUGUAUCAAGAUCAUUAUUCCAAAAAUCCGAUCGCAAUGAAUAUAUAAUGCAUGAUCUUGUUAGCGAUUUGGCAAAAUUUAUAUCUAAACAAUUCACGUUAAGCAUGGCAGAUGAUUGUCCUCCUGAAAUUGUAAGCAACACUCGCCAUUUAUCUUUUCAUAAGGAUUUUGCGAGCUUGCAAGAGGCUAAGAGGUUUCGUACUGUCCUACAAUUAAAUUUAUUGAGGGAAAACAUAUAUGAAACCCAAUUUCCAUUACUAAUGACAAGCUGCUUACGAUUGCUCAGUCUAACUCUCCAGAUAGACUUAACUGAGUUGCCAAAUUCAAUUGAUAAACUUAUACAUCUACGUUAUUUGGACAUUUCUUACACUAGUGUUGAAAGGUUGCCUGAUUCCAUAUGUAAGUUGUACAAUUUGCAGAUAUUAAAUUUAUCAUAUUGUUCUAAUCUUGUUGCAUUGCCGAGAGAUACGCAUAAACUCAUUAAUUUACGUCAUCUUGAUAUUACUGGAACUUUGUACCUAAUGGAGAUGCCAAGACAUCUUGAUAGACUAAAAAGUCUUCGGACAUUAACUGAAUUUGCCGUCGGCAAAGAUAGUGGAUGUGGCAUUGGAGAGUUAAAGAAACUUACAAAUCUUCUGAGAGGGUCACUUUGUAUUAAGAACCUCCAAAAUGUUACAUCUCUUACGGAUGCUAACGACUUAAACUUGGUGGAUAAGAAGUACCUUGAGAGGUUGGCAUUGGAGUGGAAUUCGCGGGAAGAUAAUACCGAGGAUACUUCAGAAAGGCAAAUAGUUGUACUUGCUAGUCUCCAGCCCCAUUCAAACUUGAAAAGUCUCACUAUCAGGGGCUAUGAUGGUAAAAGUUUUCCGGACUGGGUAGGGCAACUGCCUUCUCUUGAGAAAUUGGAAAUACGCGAUUGUCCACAAGUUGAGUCAUUUACUGAAGGGGGAUUGCCUUCCAAUCUAAAUGAAAUUACCAUCUUCGGCUGUGAUAAACUCUUUGCGAACCGAAUGGGGUGGGGUUUGCAAAAACUUCAGUGUCUUAGAAGUUUCGAGAUUUUGGACAAUGCUAACGUUGUGGAGUCCUUUCCAAAUGAGGGGUUGCUUCCUACCAGUCUUACCCAUCUUCACAUCGGAUCCUUUCAAAAAUUGAAAUUUUUGGACAACAAGGGGCUUCAACACCUCACUGCUCUUGAAGAAUUGCGGAUCUACAACUGCCCUAAGCUCGAGUGCAUGCCAGAAGGCGGGCUGCCUAAAUCCCUUUCUACUUUAAUGAUCCCCUUCUGUCCUUUGUUGGAGGAAGAGUGGCGAAGGAAAGGAGAAGAAUGGCGCAAGAUUGCUGACGUGGAUGCUAUCCACAACCCAUCAAAAGAGCAACAAGUUGAUGUUGUUCAGAGGCAUUUCAUGUCGCAGACUUUUACCCACUUCCACCCCACUCAUUCUACUCACUGGUAUGCUGAGAACUUGGUAAAAGAAGAAGAAAAAGAACAUGGAAGCAAUUCUGUCUUGGGUCUCAGAGCACAAGCUGACCAGCAUAAGGGCGCUCUGGGCAUCAUGUACAAGAUCUCCCCUGAAGCCAAGCCUUUGGCAUAUUCAUGCAAGGAUGCACGCACAAGCUUUGACAUUGGCGGUGCUCUCUGGCAUAGCCGCCUACCACUACUACGAGAAGCAUACAGCGGAUCAAGGAGAGAGGCCCUCAAACUUGUUGAGACAUAUGCUGAAACUUUAGCAAGUCGUGGGCUUUUAACAACGGCAAUGGAGUACCUUAAGGUUUUUGGCUCCCACGAGCUGUCACUUGAACUUGCGAUCUUAAGGGAUGGCAUUGCACUUUACAGAACUUGGUAUGUGUGUUUGAAAAAGAAGCCAGGGCUGUGUUUCGAAAACUCUCAAACACAAGGUGUAGCAGUACUAAAUGGUGCUUAUCAAUCCAAUUUUGGCUUGGUUGAUGCCCCUUGA